CUAACGUUGCAGGACAGAGGGUGGGGCAUCGGUAGAAGAAGCUUCGAGCGUCGGUCGCGGAGGUCAUCGGGAGAGGAACGAGGCGAGCGUUCAGUUCCUCCGGGAGCCUAUCAGGGUCGAGGAAAAUGGCGAGUGCCAGUGCUGCGGGUAAUUUGGAUCGCGGCGAGAAUCUUCGUUCGAAUUGGCAUGUUGCGGGAGUCUGCGGGGCGGACCGAGAUGGGCAGAUAUUCCGCAAAUGCAGCCGGUUGCCACACGUCUGUGCACGAGUUUUGGCAUGCAAGGGAGGAGGUGGUGGAUGAAGUCUGCCGGUGGAGCAGCGCAGGCAGGAGGCAUAAAGUGGCGCGAGUGGCAGUCCCGAGAAAAUUCGAGUGGAUUGGGUUUGACGUAGCACUGUUUGGUGGUCGUCUUCGCAUGUGCUUAAAAUAUAUAUCCUAGUGCGGCGACGUGCAGAAUCCAUCCAACGAUCAGAGUUCUGAGUUUUCUUGCUAGUGCUUGUUUCUUCGUUGCUGGCGACGUCUCGAAGGCAUAAAUACGAGUGAUGACGCUCCCGAUUUUCGCAGUUCGAAUUUGAUUUUUAUCGGGAUGGCUAGAGGCUCGACGUGAGAAAUUCAUUACGCCUUCGAUUGACUGUCUAUGUUGACAGUCGUAAUAUUUUGCACAGGAUCCAGCGGAGAUUGAGAGCUCCGAGAAAUGGAGGCUUCUAUUCUUCUCUCUCUGCUGUUGGGUGCAGUUUUGCUGCUCAGUCUUUCCGUUUUCGUGCAUCGUCAGAAGUCGAUUUUCGGGGACCCUCGAAUACCCAAGGGAUCCGACGGAUGGCCUCUGGUGGGAGAAACUCUAGCUUUUGGAAAUGUCGAUCCCAUGAAAUUUGCUCUCCCUCGAAUCAAAAAGUUUGGACGUGUUUUCAAGUCACACUUGCUAGGAACGCCAUCGAUCAUGGUGGCUACUCCAGAAAUGGCAAAAUUUGUGUACGGAGAGAGAAAUCUCUUCAGAGCAAGUUAUCCGAGGACCAUUACUACUCUCAUUGGAAAGGGAUUCUUGUCCAGCUGUGAUCCUCAUCGCCAUCCAUUUCUGAAGAAAGUGAUACAGAGUGUUCUGCUUCCGGACACUUUGCGCCACGAAGUUGGACGCAUUGAAGGUUAUAUUAACGGGGGUCUGGAUUCUUGGGAUGGUAAGCCCAUUCUAGCAGCGAAAGAAUUCAAAGAGCUUACCUUGAACAUUGCGGUAUAUUUCAUCUUUGGGCUCACAGAUCUUCGCGGAACUGCUGAGGCCCAAGUUCUUAUUGAUAUGUAUCGAGCACUAUCCAGUGCCAUGUAUGUCAUGCCAAUAAAUCUUCCAGGUUUCCAUUGGUACAAAAGUCUGCAGGCUCGAAAAGUAGGAUGUGAUUACUUGAAGAGAUUGAUUUUGGAAAGAAGGAGGGAAGCGGACCAAGGUGUGAAGCAGAAUACAGUGUUGGGAGCACUUGUGGGAUGCACUGACGAGAAGGGAGAAAAAUUGCGUGAUGAUGAAAUUAUAGAUCUCCUUCUUGGUACGUUAUUCGGAGCACAUGAUACAACUGCAACAACUAUAACCUGGAUCGUCAAACAUCUAUCAGAGCAUCAUGAUGUUUUGCAAGCCGUCGUGGCUGAACAAGAAGAAAUCAGGAAAUCCAAAGCACCGGGAGACCCUUUGACUUGGGAGGAUACUCGACGGAUGCAGUAUUCCUUACAAGUCAUCCAAGAAACACUCCGAUUGCCAACAGUUUUGCAGUUUACUGGACGCGAAGCACUUGAGGACAUAGAAUUCAAAGGUGUUCUGAUACCCAAAGGUUGGAGAGUCUUUCUAAUGACAACGUGCAUACAUCUGGAUGCCGAAAAUUUUCCAAAUCCUCUUGCUUUUGAUCCUUCCCGAUUCCAGGUUCCUCCUAAACCCGGGACAUAUUUUCCAUUCGCUAGUGGAACUCAUGUGUGUCCCGGUAGUGAGCUAGCGAAGCUGGUUAUAUUGGUGUUUAUGCACCACCUCACCACCAAAUUUAGGUGGCAGAGUCUGCAACCAGAUACAGGAACAGUUUUCAAACCAUUUCCUUUACCGAAUGGUGGUUACCCGAUCAAAUUGGAGAGGAAGGUUCUUUGAGGUCUCAAUAUGAUUUCUUCAGAACACUCUGUCUUCUGACGACACAUUAAAGUAGAAUAAGAUCAAUACCAGGUAUAGGAUUAGAUUGAUGUGGACUUUUAUACGAGAGCUGUUCCAGAUCUAGGAAAAUGUGGUAGGUGGUAGUUGGUGGCAUCACAGAUUCAGCCCUCCGAUGACAUCAUUGAAAAUAAAGUCCUGAUGAAAUGUGGAGAUGUAUAUAAAGAUUAUCCCGAAUGCCACAAUUCAAGAUUAUAUUCUGCCAAUAAAUAGGAAAUUUAUCUUAC
This is a messenger RNA of Marchantia polymorpha subsp. ruderalis, 2393 nucleotides long. NCBI's taxonomy places the organism in Eukaryota, Viridiplantae, Streptophyta, Marchantiopsida, Marchantiales, Marchantiaceae. The record is from the annotation of a GenBank genome assembly.